UGAUUUUUAGAGCAGAAAAGUUAUUCCAUUGAAUGACAUUAUGCCUUCCAUUCCGCCAGAUGUCCUGAAUCGCUUCCAUAUAUCACUCUCUUCUACCUUUCCUUAACCACCACUCUUCCUUUCUUCCUCUGUUUCUUAUCAGCUUCAGUCGCCUUCACUUAUUUAACAGACCAUCCAAUUAUCAAGAAUUUGAACCACAAUAUGAAGAAGGAAUCAUUGAGCAACAUGGUGAAGCAAAUGGCCUGUGGGUUAAGGGCCAUGGUGAAAAGAAAAGCUCGAGCACUCAAAGCUCGCCUCAUCAUCUACUCAUUGCUAGCUCAAUCCAACUUCCUCGUCUCCUCAAUCCCUUUAUCCACGGUCAUCCAUCAACAAAAUCAGUGCCAAAUUCAAGCCGCCGAGCUCGAAGAAGCUCAAGAACAUCAGGGAGUAGUAGAAGAAGAAACAGGGGCCGAAACAGGGGAAGAAACAGGGGCAGAAACAGGGGCAGAAACAGGGGAAGAAACAGGGGCAAAAACAGGGGAGUGGGCGGAGCUGGAAACAGAGGCGGCUGUCGGAAGAACAAAUGGGUGGUCGGUGAUUGAGAUGGUGAAGAAUUCGAAGGAGGAGGCCGGCGAGGAGUUCAGUUUGGAGAAGGAUAUUGAUGAUGUGGCUGAUUUGUUCAUACGGAACUUCCAUAGCCAGAUGAGGAUGCAGAAGCAGAACUCUCUUAAUAGAUAUCACAAAAUGCUUUCUUCUUAAUAUAUGCAUUUAAUCUGUUUUUAUGAAUCAAAUCUUGUAUUUAGUGAUGAACUCUUUAAUUUAUCUUCUCGAUUCUUUCUCGAGCUUACGCCUA
Molecule: messenger RNA, 832 nt
Organism: Cucurbita maxima (winter squash)
Lineage: Eukaryota; Viridiplantae; Streptophyta; Magnoliopsida; Cucurbitales; Cucurbitaceae
Exons: 1
Coding region: 202-738 (178 amino acids)
Source: RefSeq, a predicted model, not a curated record